Aspergillus nidulans FGSC A4 is the source of this 2271-nucleotide messenger RNA. Its product is annotated as putative ubiquitin fusion degradation protein (Ufd1). Lineage: Eukaryota; Fungi; Ascomycota; Eurotiomycetes; Eurotiales; Aspergillaceae. The coding region runs from base 1 to 2271 and encodes 756 amino acids. Gene Ontology annotation, biological process: ubiquitin-dependent protein catabolic process. The record is from RefSeq and is a predicted model, not a curated record. The transcript is spliced from 2 exons.
AUGGCUAGGGAACAGGACCAACUUCGCUGGUCGUCGCAGUUUACCGUGACUCCUCCCCAAUACACACAGAAACUCUCUGGAGAUAGGAUCAUUCUUCCGCAAUCUGCUCUCGAACAGCUUCUCGCCGCCGCUCCGCUUCAAGAGAUAUCGUCACAGCGACCUCUGCGUCCAUACACCAGCUCCUUUGGCCUCUUUAGUCCCCGUACGGUUGCGGCUGAGUCUCACACACGCGAGCACGGUGUCCACCGACAGCAGCAAUUACCUCAUCCACUGACAUUCCGGCUCGUCAACACCCAAAAUUCUCGUGUGAUAUACGCUGGGAUCCGCGAGUUCUCCGCGAGAGAGAACGAGAUCGGUCUUAGUGCUUCAUUACGGGAAGCCCUUGACAUUUCCCAAGAAGGUGGGGACGCCGACGCCCCCAUAGUAACCGUUCACGCCGAGCAACUGCCUAAGGGUACUUAUGUCCGAUUGCGCCCGCUAGAGGCUGGUUACGACACCGAUGAUUGGAAAGCUCUGUUAGAGCGUCAUCUACGCAGCAAUUACACCACAUUGACGACCGGGGAAACACUCACAGUGCCCCGGGGUCAGGAAGAAUCCUUCAAAUUUCUGGUCGACAAGGUAGAGCCUCAGGGGGAGGGUAUAUGUGUCGUGGAUACUGAUCUGGAGGUGGAUAUUGUUGCCUUGACUGAAGAGCAGGCCCGCGAAACACUACAUAAACGGCUGGCGAGAGCUUCCCGCGCGUCUAAAACCGAUGGAGGCACAUCUGCUGGCGGAGUACUUGAGCUGGGUGCCGAAGUGACUGGCCAGGUGCUUCCGGGUCAGUAUGUGGACUAUGAACUUCGAAAAUGGGAGGCUGGAAGCACCAUAGAAAUUAACCUUGUAGGGGAGGACGAUGCGGAUGUUACGUUGCUCGCGAGUCCUCUUUCUGCUCGUCAGAGGAAUCGACCGCGGAUGGACGAGCAUGUCUUUGGUGAGCUCUCAAGCCAGACACAGAAGCAGAUUAGCAUUGCGCCAACGAACGCUGAAUUGGAUAAUGCCGAGGCGUUGUAUAUUUCAGUCCACGCGUUUGCUACAGCUGAUGAACAACAGGCUUCCGCUAAAUCUUAUCAACUGCGCCUGGUAUCUGCAACUUCAACUGUCGACCACGGAAGCUCCGAGUCAGAUGCGCAUGACGCCGAUGAUGUCCUAUGCAAGAACUGUCAGCGCUGGGUUUCUUCAAGAACGUUUGUCCUGCACGAGAAUUUUUGCUUUCGGAACAAUGUAUUAUGCACCCAUUGCCACGAAGUUUUCCAGAAACGGUCUCCCGAAUGGCAGAAUCACUGGCACUGUCCUUAUGACGCUUCAUUCGGGCAUGACCUGGCGAGUCAGCAUAAACAUGACUUGAUCUUUCAUACAAGGCGAUCAUGCCGCGCUUGUGGGUUUGAAGCGGAAGGACUUCAGCACCUUGCUCAACAUCGAACAACUGUCUGCCCAGCGAAGCCCAUACUUUGCUCAUUCUGUCACCUGGAGGUGCCCCAGCAAGGCGAGUCUGAUCCAGAUAUGCACGAUCCGGAAGUGCUGGUCUCCGGUCUUACACCGCAUGAACUUGUAGAUGGCGGACGAACAAACGAAUGCCAUCUUUGCAACAAGAUUGUUCGGCUGCGCGAUAUGAAGACACACCUCCGCCACCACGAUCUCGACCGCCUCUCCCGGCCCGCGCCUCAAAUCUGCCUGAACCAAAACUGCGGACGUACACUCGAUGGGCGCGGAGUGCAAAGCACAAUUAAGCCAGGCAACGACACGAUAGGUCUCUGCAGCAUAUGCUUCGGGCCCUUAUAUGUAGACACCUACGAUCCAGAGGGGAAAGUGCUCCAUCGACGCAUAGAGCGCCGUUAUCUCUCUCAGCUAAUGAAGGGGUGCGGUAAAUCAUGGUGCCAGAACGAGUACUGCAAAACUGGGAAACAAAAUUGUCACCAGCUCUCUGACUCGGCCGCAUCGAUGAGCGCUGCCGCUAUUUUGAGUCUCGUGCGACCUCUGAUUAACGCCGUAGAUCUUCAGGGCAAGGGGCCACACAUCGCACCGUUUUACUUCUGCACUGAUCAGGCAGGUCAGCAACGGCGCAAUAUUGCCGAAAUGCUUGCCGCCGAAAAUCAUGGGACGGCUGGCGAGAAAAUUUACGAUCUGGCUUGGUGCGUUGCUGCGGUUGAAGCCGCGGGGAGUGACCUUGGUAAAGCGCGAGAGUGGCUGGAGAAUUGGGCCCCUGCUCGGGGAGAGCGCUUGUCUUAUAAUUAA